This is a messenger RNA of Paramormyrops kingsleyae, 1878 nucleotides long. It is a transcript of the gene cyp26a1, whose product is annotated as cytochrome P450, family 26, subfamily A, polypeptide 1. Lineage: Eukaryota; Metazoa; Chordata; Actinopteri; Osteoglossiformes; Mormyridae. The record is from RefSeq and is a predicted model, not a curated record. Gene Ontology annotation, molecular function: heme binding; iron ion binding; oxidoreductase activity, acting on paired donors, with incorporation or reduction of molecular oxygen. Gene Ontology annotation, biological process: sterol metabolic process.
UUAUCUGACCAAGGUAACAAGAGGCCGAGACCUGGGGAAAGAGUAUAAAAGGCCGUAUAAACAUUGGGACUUACCAGUUGAGGGCAAAUACUUGAGCAUCUUAGACAGUGAUUGCCUGGCAGCCUUAAUAUUGUAGUCCUCUGGUUUAACUGGAGAAUGGGGUUUUACACGUUAGUCGCAUCGUUUCUCUGCACUAUUGUGCUCCCAAUCUUGUUGUUUUUAGCGGCAGUUAAAUUGUGGGAAAUAUACAUAAUUCGUGGCCGUGAUCCAAACUGUCGGAGUCCCCUUCCUCCGGGUACCAUGGGUCUCCCAUUCCUAGGCGAGACGCUUCAGAUGGUUUUGCAGAGAAGAAAAUUUCUGCGAAUGAAGCGUCAGAAAUACGGAUUUAUCUAUAAGACGCACCUUUUCGGCAGCCCCACCGUGCGCGUCGUGGGCGCCGAUAACGUGAGGCAGAUUCUGUUAGGGGAGCAUAAACUUGUUGAAGUCCAGUGGCCGGCGUCUGUCAGAGCCAUCCUGGGCUCGGAUACUCUGUCCAACGUGCAUGGCACCCAGCACAAAAACAAGAAACGGGCGAUCCUAAAAGCCUUUUCACGGGAUGCCCUGGAGCUAUACGUUCCCGUUAUCCAGGAGGAGGUGAGAUGCGCAGUGAAAGGCUGGCUGCAGAGCGCCUCCUGCGUGCUGGUGUACCCAGAGAUGAAACGGCUCAUGUUCCGGAUCGCGAUUCGGAUUCUGCUGGGCUUCCAGCCCGAACAAAUCAAGACCGACGAGCAAGAACUGGUGGAAGCUUUUGAGGAAAUGAUAAAGAACCUGUUCUCUCUUCCGAUUGAUGUUCCCUUCAGCGGAUUAUAUCGGGGUCUCAAAGCUCGAAAUUUCAUCCACUCAAAAAUCGAAGAAAAUAUUAAGAAGAAAAUUCAAGACGGAACCGAUGAGCGCAAGCACAAAGAUGCCCUACAGCUGUUGAUUGAGAACUGCAGGAAGAGUGCAGAGCCCUUGAGUACUCAGGAGAUCAAGGAAUCUGCCACAGAGUUACUGUUUGGUGGGCACGAGACCACCGCUAGCACUGCCACCUCCCUAGUGAUGUUCCUCGGUCUCCAUCCUAACGUUGCGCACAAUGUGAGACAGGAACUGCGGGAGAAGGGAUUAACUGGCAUCUGCUGUGAGGAAAGGGCACUGAGCAUCGAGCUGCUGGAGCGGCUGAAAUAUACAGGCUGUGUAAUUAAAGAGACUCUGCGGAUAAACCCACCGGUGCCAGGGGGCUUCCGUGUGGCCCUCAAAACGUUUGAGUUGAACGGUUACCAGAUUCCCAAGGGCUGGAACGUCAUCUACAGCAUCUGUGACACUCACGAUGUCGCUGAGGUCUUUCCCAACAAAGAGGCGUUCCAUCCGGAGAGGUUCAUGACCAAAUCCUCGGAAGACACUUCGCGGUUCAACUACAUCCCCUUCGGAGGCGGAUCCAGGAUGUGCGUUGGCAAGGAGUUCGCCAAAGUCCUCCUUAAAAUCUUCCUGGUUGAGCUGACCGCAGAGUGUAACUGGACAUUGUUGAACGGACCCCCAACCAUGAAAACCGGCCCCACAGUUUAUCCGGUGGACAAUCUCCCCACAAAAUUCAGCAGCUAUGUUGAUAAUUAGAGCCCCUUCUCUGGUAUACGAGUUGUUCAAGCCAUAUUUCAACUCACCUGAUGGUUUCCGUUUUUACGUCUGACUUGUAUAUUAAUCCUAUAGAUAUUUAUAUAAACUGUUUAAUAUUUUUGUAAACAAAACUUAAGCACUACAUCAUAAUAGAUAUUUCAUUUAUGUGUAUAUGAGAUGUAUAUUUGUAUUGUAGUUGUAUGUUGCCGCUUUCUGUAUUUUAAUGCAAUUUAUUUAAAUUAGACAUUU